AGUAAUCUGUAAUCUAGUUGAACUCGUCAUAACAAAACUACAGUCGUCAGCAGGAGGACUUUUUCCAAGAAACCUCUUGCGAUUUAAAAUAGCUUUAUGAUUGAUUGAACCAUUAAUAGACUACCGCAACUUAUUCAGCGCUCUAGCUAGACAUCGAAAGAGAGAAGCUCGAAGAUGCUAACCUGGAAUCGAUUAUCGCUGCGAAUAAUUGCGAUUCAGUUAAUCCUGGCGACGACGUUGUCUGGAUUCGUUCGAGGAAAGGUGUUCCAGAAAUGUCCCCUCGCUAAAGCGCUGGAUGCACAGCAAAUUUCCCGAACGCUCAUUUCAAAUUGGGUUUGUAUGGCAAACGCAGAAAGUGCUUUCGACACUACCAAGAAAGUAACACUGGAUAAUCGCAGCACGAGCUUUGGGAUCUUCCAAAUCAACAGUAAAGAUUGGUGCCGGGAAGGUCGCAAGGGAGGAAACUGCAACAAAAAAUGCGAAGACUUCCUAGACGAUGAUAUCAGCGAUGACAUUGAGUGUGCCAAGCUGAUUCAUAAGGAUAAAGGAUUCUCGUACUGGAACGGCUGGACUAGCAAAUGCAAACAGAAACCCCUGCCGGAUAUUUUCAACUGUUGGAAUUGAGUCGAGGGGGGUUCUGGAAUUUCACUGCGGUUUUAUGAGCAUGUUAGUUGAAAUAUAUGGUUGAAGACAGAGAAUAAA
Messenger RNA from Uranotaenia lowii, 702 nucleotides. RefSeq names its product lysozyme c-1-like. Lineage: Eukaryota; Metazoa; Arthropoda; Insecta; Diptera; Culicidae. The record is from RefSeq and is a predicted model, not a curated record. The coding region runs from base 175 to 624 and encodes 149 amino acids. The transcript has 5 exons.